Aureobasidium melanogenum CBS 110374 is the source of this 594-nucleotide messenger RNA. Its product is annotated as Spc24-domain-containing protein. The record is from RefSeq and is a predicted model, not a curated record. Lineage: Eukaryota; Fungi; Ascomycota; Dothideomycetes; Dothideales; Saccotheciaceae. The coding region runs from base 1 to 594 and encodes 197 amino acids. The transcript has 3 exons.
AUGGUUCUCUUCGACGAAGAUCCCGUCACUCUCAUCCGCCAAACAACCCGCAACUUCCACACAGACAGCGAUCUUCAAUCCAUCUCACGUAUCCACUCCUCCCUCUCUACCCUCCGCAGCGCCCGCUCUCUACGUCUAAACGCCCAACACACCCAACUAGCCCAACUCUCACGAAAAGCCCAACACCUGCGCGCAACCCACGAAUCCGAGGUUUCACGACAUGAUCCUGCCGCCCACGCCUCUGAUAUCCUAGCACUGGACACUGAAAAAUUCAGAGUCGCCAAAGCUGCAAACGAGCUGGAGAUUGAAGGCGAGAGAUUGGGCUCUGAGGUUCACAUGCUCAAGAAACAGUUGCAGAGGUUGGAGGAACAGGGUGAUGAGGUUGAGAGUGCUGAGAACAAGGCUGAGGAUGAGGUCGUAUUGAAACUCGGUGUCUACCGCAGCUUGGGCAUCGACGCAGAGCAAGACCACAACACUGGCGAGUUCUCCCGUGCCGUUAUUAGAAAUACCGCAAAGGGAAGCGUCAACGUGGUCAACCUGGAUCCAAAGUUCGAUCGCUUCUUCUAUGCAAACCACUUCUGGAACAGCAUGUAA